AUGGUCAACAAUCGAUCUGUAAGUAGUUAUUACCAUAAGUGUCUAGUCUAGAAUGUACUUCAGCGCGAAGUGAUUUCGAUCCAUGUGGGGCAAGCGGGAGUGCAAAUGGGCAACGCCUGCUGGGAGUUGUACUGUCUUGAGCACGGAAUUCAGCCUGAUGGCAUGAUGAACGAGGAAGAUAGUUUAGGUGCUUCUAUCUUUCACAGAUUUUGGUUAUAGUUGACUACGCUCUAGUUCUCUUGAAAUCAUUCAGAAUUGCACUUAUUCCAGGAGUCGAUGAUGACUCAUUCAACACGUUUUUCUCGGAAACGAUGGCAGGAAAGCAUGUGCCACGUGCUAUAAUGGUCGAUUUGGAGCCGACCCCGAUUGGUAAGAAUGGAAGAGUGUUGUGCAAUUAUGUCUGCGCGCGCCUGAGAAAGCCCUUUGCUCUGGCGGUCCACCCAAAAAUUGCGCAUGCGGAAAACGAUCAUUGUCUCGGCUGAUGCUCAAUUUCGAAUGGUGUCGAUUAUAAAGCUAUUAGAUGCAAUUGAGGUUUGAGACCGGAUAUUCCAUAUGCUGUGCUUAGAGCAGAGUAGUGCAUACGUUGUGAGAGCCGGAAAUGAGUGGUCUAUCUCACACAUUUCAGAUGAGAUUCGCACGGGAACUUAUAAAACCUUGUUCCAUCCUGAGCAGCUUCUCACUGGAAAGGAGGACGCUGCAAAUAACUAUGCUAGAGGUCAUUACACAAUUGGAAAGGAAAUCAUCGAUGUCGUUAUGGACCGUGUUCGAAGACUUGUGGAGAACUGCAGAGGUCUUCAGGUAUUAACGCAAACUAAAAUUGACACAUAAUUUAAGAACUAUUAUUCUUAGGGAUUUCUCGUGUUCCAUUCUUUCGGUGGCGGAACUGGAAGUGGAUUCACCGCCUUGUUGAUGGAACGUCUUUCGGUUGACUACGGAAAGAAAAGCAAGUUGGAAUUCUGCGUCUAUCCAGCUCCACAAGUAUCUACUUCUAUGGUGGAGCCAUACAACUCCAUCCUCACCACUCAUACAACCUUGGAACAUUCGGAUUGCUCGUUCAUGGUUGACAAUGAAGCAAUAUAUGACAUUUGUAGACGAAAUCUGGAUUUAGCUCGGCCGACUUACACUAAUCUCAACAGAUUGAUUGCCCAGGCAACAAAUUCCACCAAAAUGAAUCAAAACAGAACAUUUACUUCAGGUUAUCAGCUCUGUGACUGCUUCUCUCCGCUUCGACGGUGCUCUCAACGUUGAUCUCACCGAGUUCCAAACAAACUUGGUCCCGUACCCAAGAAUUCACUUCCCGCUCACUACUUACGCUCCGAUUAUUUCUGCUGAGAAAGCGUAUCACGAGCAAAUGACCGUGAGAUAGAUAAAAACCAUUUUUGCUGACUGGACAUUUCUUUAGGUUGCUGAAAUAACGCAGCAAUGCUUUGAACCAGGGGCGCAGAUGGUGAAAUGUGACCCGAGAAGAGGAAAAUACAUGGUAAUCAGGUUAACUUUGGCCCAGUCACAUUUAUCAGUUGUCAGGCGUGUUGUCUCCUGUUCCGCGGUGAUGUCGUUCCGAAAGAUGUGAAUGCUGCCAUCGCCUCCGUCAAGACAAAACGUUCGAUUCAAUUUGUCGACUGGUGUCCAACUGGAUUCAAGGUUACCUUCAUCAUCUUCACUCUCAGCCACAAAUCACACUUUCGCAGGUCGGCAUUAACUAUCAGCCGCCAACUGUGGUCCCCGGCGCGGACCUCUCAAAGUUGCAACGCGCUGUGUGCAUGCUCUCCAACACGACGGCGAUUGCUGAGGCAUGGGCGCGGCUCGAUCACAAGUUUGAUUUGAUGUACGCAAAGAGAGCAUUUGUUCACUGGUUAGUCAUUGACAUGUGGGAAUUUGAAAAUUGGAAAAUCAAAGAUUUAGGUAUGUUGGAGAAGGAAUGGAGGAAGGAGAGUUCAGUGAGGCAAGAGAGGACUUGGCGGCGUUGGAGAAGGACUACGAGGAAGUUGGAGUGGAUGCUGGAGGACCUGACGAAGAGGACGAAUAUAGUCAAUACUGA
Caenorhabditis sp. 36 PRJEB53466 is the source of this 2038-nucleotide messenger RNA. NCBI's taxonomy places the organism in Eukaryota, Metazoa, Nematoda, Chromadorea, Rhabditida, Rhabditidae. The record is from the annotation of a GenBank genome assembly.